UGCCACCCACCUGCAAACCCACUUCCAAACCAACCACUCCCAUAGUCCCAUCCCUUCCUCUCCUUGUCCCUGUUUUGCCACCCAAGGGCUCGUACACAAUUCAAACCUCUUAUAUUUCCCUGUACUUCUCCUUCUCCGAUAUAAACUCUCCGCCUUCCGCCGCUCUCUUCCCCUUUCUCCUCCUGCAUCAACUCCAUCAAACUAAUAACCACUCAAUAAAAAAAAUCCUAAUAAUUACUCAGAAAAAUCCUUCACUUCUCCGCUGCGAAAAAUAGAUCUGUAUUGCAACUAUUACCCUCCUCUGAGAAACCGACCCAUAUCUUUCUAUUAAUAAAUCGAUCGGUCGAUCGGGGUUUUAGGGUUUUGCUCCUAGGGUUUUGGGGAGGGGCGACGCCCGCCGUGGAAUAACUCUGUCUUCCAACUUUUGUUAACCCCUUUCUGAUGAGAAUCCCCAUUGAAGUCUUUCUAUUUAUAAUUCGAAUCGAUCGACAGCUAGGGUUUUUAGGAUUUUGUUUCUAGGGCUUUGGGAGGGGCGAGGCCCGCCAUGGACGACCUCGAGAAGGCGAUCCUCCUCAACUACGAGCCCAGCGCUGCGGACCCGGGUCUCCGCGCUCAGGCCAUGGCGUUCUGCGAGCAGGCCAAGGCCGAUCCAUCCGCCCUCCUCCGCCUUUGCCUGGACCGCCUCCACCGUUCCCCCAUCGUCGCUGUCCAGUUCUGGUGCCUUCAAGCCCUCCACGACGCCCUCCUCCUCCGGUACUCCUCCCUUUCCCCCGCCGACCUCCUCCUCCUCCGCUCCUCCCUUCUCUCCCUCGCCUCCGACUGCCCCCUCCCCCCCUCAUCCCCUUCCUUCCUCCGCAACAAGCUCGCUCAGGUCAUCGCCGCCCUCAUCCGCCUCGAGUACCCCACCCUCUGGCCCUCCCCCUUCCACCAACUCCUCCCCUGCCUCCCAUCCGCCGACCCUCUCGCUGUCGACAUGUUCGCCCGCCUCCUCGCGGCCCUCGAUGACGACCUCCUCAGCCAGGACUACCCCCGCUCCCCCGACGAGGCCGCCGCCGCCUCCCGCGUCAAGGACUCCAUGCGCCUCCAGUGUGUCCCCCAGAUCGCCCGCCACUGGUUCGACGCCGUCUCCCUCUACCGCUCCUCCAACCCCGACCUCGCCGCCGCCGCCCUCGACACCAUGAAGCGGUACGUCUCCUGGAUCGACAUCGCCCUCGUCGCCAAUGACGCCUUCAUCCCCCUUCUCUUCGAUCUCAUUCUCGCCUCUGGCUCGCCGGAGCAGCUGAGGUCUGCGGCCGCCGGCUGCGUCCUUGCCAUUGUCUUGAAGAGAAUGGACCCCCGCUCGAAACUUGCCCUGCUCCGCAGACUCCGUGUGAGCCAGGUGUUUGCAGGCCCCGAUCUCGUUCUAAAGCUCGCGACUUUGAUAACUGGGUAUGCUUCUGAGGCUCUGGAAUGCCACAAAACGUUGGGUUCGGAGGAAAUCGAGGGGUCCUUCUCGUUGGAGCUCCUUGAGGAGGCCUUGCCGUCAGUGUUCUAUGUGAUGCAGAACUGCGAGGAAGUGGAUUCUGGCAAUGUGGUAGAUUUCUUGUCGGACUAUGUGUCUACCAUGAAGUCACCCUCGCAGCAACAGGUAGCUUACCUGGGACAGAUAUUAGAAGUGAUUCGAGUGCAGAUAUGCUACGAUCCAGCCUAUAGAAGCAAUCUUGAUAUCCCUGAUAAGAUCGGGAGGGAGGAGGAGGACCAGAUGAGCGAGCGCCGGAAGGAGCUCUUCACACUCUUCCGUAGUGUGUGCAGGGUGGUGCCUGAUGGCACGCAAUUAUUUAUCCGGAAUCUGUUAGUUACUGCUCUCUCCUCUUCAGAAAUGAAUGUGGAGGAAGUAGAAGCUGCGCUGACCUUAUUCUACCGGUAUGGUGAGACUGUGAGUGAAGAAGCAAUAAGGACGGGUGGUGGGUUGCUGGGGGAGUUGAUUCCGAUGCUUCUAUCGGCACGGUUCUCAUGCCAUUUGCAUCGGGUGGUGGCACUUGUUUAUUUGGAAACAGUCACGAGGUACAUGAAGUUUGUGCAUGAGAAUGUCCAGUACAUACCUCAUGUGCUGGCUGCUUUUCUGGAUGAGAGGGGAAUACACCAUCCAAACCUCAACGUGAGCCGACGGGGUAGUUAUCUAUUCAUGAGAGCAGUGAAGUUACUGAAAGCAAAGCUUCUGCCAUUUUUAGAUACAAUUUUGCAGAGCCUGCAAGGUACGGUAGCGCAUUUUACAAGCGUAGAUUGGAUGUCCAAAGAACUGAAAUGCUCUGGUUCUGAAGAUGGUAGUCAGACAUUUGAGGCAAUUGGACUAUUGCUUGGCAUGGAAGAUGUGUUACCUGAAAAGCAAUCUGAGUACUUGGCAGCAUUGCUCAAUCCUCUUUGUCAACAGGUUAAGGCAUUGCUUUUGGAUUCCAAAGUACAGGCUCUAGGAGAAUCUUCGGCAAAAGUUGUGACACUCCAGCAGAUUAUCAUGGCCUUGAAUGCUCUUAGCAAGGGUUUUAAUGAGCGGCUAGUUAUUGGUAGUCGUCCAAUGGUCGGCAUUAUGUUUAAGCAGACACUGGACGUGGUAUUGCAAAUCCUUGUCAUGUUUCCAAAUGUCAAACCUUUACGGAAUAAGAUUACCUCCUUUCUUCAUCGCAUGGUUGACAUUUUAGGAACAUCUAUAUUUCCAUGUCUUCCUGUGGCAUUGAAGCAGUUGCUUGUGGAGAAUGAGUCAAAAGAUAUGGUGGAUUUUCUUCUAUUAAUCAAUCAAUUGAUAUGCAAAUUUAAUACCUCCGUGGGGAACUUGUUAGAGCAGAUAUUUCCAGCCAUUGCAAGUAGAUCGUUUGUUAUUCUUUCAAAUGAUGCGUUUUCUUCAGGGUCUGGAGCCAAUACUGAGGAAAUACGUGAACUGCAAGAACUGCAGCGAACAUUAUAUACAUUCCUUCAUGUUAUGGCAACCCAUGACCUUUCUUCUGUUUUUCUUGCUCCAAAUUGUAAAGGCUAUUUGGAUGCUAUAAUGCAUCUGCUCUUAUCAACCUCUUGCACUCAUAAGGAUAUGCUUCUUAGGAAGCUGUGUGUGCAAAUUUUUGUGAAACUUAUUAAGGACUGGUGCACCAAUAAUAAUGGCGAAGAUAAGGUUCCUGGUUUCCGAAGCUUUAUAAUUGAGAAAUUUGCAACUGAAUGCUGCUUGUAUAGUCUUCUGGACAAGUCAUUUGAGUUCCGCGAUGCAAAGACUCUUCUUCUUUUUGGAGAAAUUGUGCUGGCUCAAAAGGUUAUGUAUGAGAAGUUUGGGGAUGAUUUCAUUAUUCAUUUUUUGUCGAAAGGUCUCCCAGCAGCUCAUUGUCCACAAGAUUUAGCAGAACAAUACUAUCAAAAGUUGCAGGGAAAUGACGUCAAGACUCUGAAAUCCUUCUAUCAAUCUCUAAUUGAGAAUUUGAGGCAGCACCAGAAUGGAAGUCUUGUUUUCAGAUAGCAUCAUAUUUUAUCUUCGUGCCGCUUAGAUGGCAUUAUGAUAUUAGACUGGUUCUCUAAAUUUUUCCAGGGAGCACCUUGUUUGUCGAGCGCAGGGCAGUUUUUCUGUGUAAAAUGAUGCUGCAAUAUUCUUUGAGAUGAGAAGAUGUAUAUUUGCGGGAGUGCUUUCUUUCAGCAGGCAGGGCGGUUGAUUUUUUGUGAGAGUAUAAACUUGUGAUGGAAUGAGCAAUGCUGUAUAUUCCUUUCUCCAUGAGGAACCAUAUGUUUUUGUGGGCUUAUUUCUCUUUGAUUUUGCUAUUUUCAAUUCAGUUCUGUUGUGCAAAUUCAGGAUUUCAGAAAGCCAGAAAAAUUUGUUACUAGAACCUGGAUGUCUAUGAAGACUAUAUAUUUAUUAAAAAAAAAAAGAAGAAAUAAUUUUAUCCCCCUUUUGGCUGA
Messenger RNA from Phoenix dactylifera (date palm), 3909 nucleotides. Its product is annotated as exportin-T-like. Gene Ontology annotation, cellular component: nuclear matrix; cytoplasm; nuclear pore. Lineage: Eukaryota; Viridiplantae; Streptophyta; Magnoliopsida; Arecales; Arecaceae. Gene Ontology annotation, molecular function: tRNA binding; small GTPase binding. The record is from RefSeq and is a predicted model, not a curated record. Gene Ontology annotation, biological process: tRNA re-export from nucleus.